Messenger RNA from Neofelis nebulosa (Clouded leopard), 2311 nucleotides. RefSeq names its product elastin microfibril interfacer 3 (gene EMILIN3). The record is from RefSeq and is a predicted model, not a curated record. The transcript is spliced from 4 exons. Lineage: Eukaryota; Metazoa; Chordata; Mammalia; Carnivora; Felidae. Gene Ontology annotation, cellular component: extracellular matrix. Gene Ontology annotation, molecular function: protein binding. The coding region runs from base 47 to 2311 and encodes 754 amino acids.
CGGGCGGGGGCCCCGCGCGGGGCCAGGUGGAGAGCCGCGGGCCGCGAUGGGCCGCCGCCUGCCGGUGUGGCUGUGCGCCGUCGCGGCGCUGCUCUCGGGGGCGCAGGCCAAGGGCACCCCGCUCCUCGCGCGGGCCGCGCCGCCCGGUGCCCCCCGCUACAGCCUCUACACGACGGGAUGGCGCCCGCGGCUGCGCCCGGGGCCGCACAAGGCCCUCUGCGCCUACGUGGUGCACAGGAACGUGACCUGUAUCCUACAGGAGGGAGCAGACAGCUAUGUGAAGGCUGAGUACCGGCAGUGUGGAUGGGGGCCCAAGUGCCCCGGGACAGUCAUGUACCGCACAGUGCUCAGACCCAGAUACAAGGUCGGCUACAAGACAGUGACGGACCUCACCUGGCGGUGCUGCCCUGGCCUCACUGGAGAAGGCUGCCCCGAGCACCUCACCGACCAUGGGGCCUCCCCAGCCCAGCCAGAGCCUCAGCCCCAGAUUCCCUCGGGGCAGCUGGGCCCAGGGCCCCAGCCCCCUUCUUCUAGCAGAGCGGUCCCCAGCCCCUAUGGAAGAAAAGGUCCAGGGCUGUUUGGUGAGCGGCUAGAACGACUGGAGGGUGAUGUCCAGCGCCUGGCACAAGCAUAUGGUACCCUCAGUGGCCUGGUGGCCAGCCAUGAAGACCCCAACAGGAUGACCAGUGGUCCCAGGGCUCCUGCCACCCCUGUGGGCUUCGGGAUCGUCUCUGAGGGGUUUGUGAAGCCCAGAGACAGAGCUGGAGGGCCACUCACACCCCCCCUGGAUGAGAUCUUGAGCAAGGUGACAGAGGUGAGCAACACGCUCCGGACCAAGGUGCAGCUGCUGGACGAGGUGCACGGGCUGGCCCUGGGUCACGAGGCUCACCUACAGCGGCUGCGGGAGGCCCCUCCGUCUCCACUCACCUCCCUGACGCUUCUGGACGAGUACGUGGACCGACGGCUGCACCGACUCUGGGGGAGCCUACUGGAUGGCUUCGAGCAGAAGCUGCAAGGUGUCCAGAGUUCCUGCGACCUGCGGGUGCAGGAGGUGCGGCAGCAGUGUGAGGAGGGUCAAGCAGCCAGCCAGCGGCUGCACCAGAGCCUGGAUGGCCGGGAGCUGGCCCUGCGCCGGGAGCUGUCACAGCUCGGGUCGAGGCUACAGGGGCUGAGCAUGGCCGGAGGGGGCGGCUGCUGCGGCCGGCUGGCUUUGAUCAGCGCCCGUGUGGACAACCUCGAGAGGAAUCUACAGGCUGUCACUGAGGCCCAGAGGGGCCAUGGCCCCCUCACCAGGGAUGAGCUGGAGCGGCUCUCUGCUGCCAUGCUUGAGGGGGGUGCGGACCGGCUGCUGGAGGGCCUGGAGACCCUCAAUGGGACGGAAGGCGGAGCGAGAGGCUGCUGCCUGGGGGGGGAGGAGGGGGGAUGGGACGUGGGCAGCUUCAGGACCCUGCUGGAAGAGCGAGUGCAGAGCCUAGAGGAGCGCCUGGUGACGCUGGCUGGGGAGCUGAGCCAUGACAGCGACCCACCGGGCAGGUCGGCCCGGCCCCGGGUGCAGACGGAGCUGGCGGUGCUGGAACAGCGGCUGGUUUCACUGGAGUCCUCGUGCACUCCCAGCACCACCUCGGCCAUCCUGGACACCCUCGCGGCAGAGGUGAAGGCCUGGCAGAGCCGGAGCGAGGCCCUCCUACACCAGGUGGCCAGCCACGCAGCCCUGCUCCGGCAGCUCAACGGCACCGUGGCCGAGGUCCAGGAGCAGCUGGCAGAAGCAACGGGCAGCUCACUCCAAGGCGAGAUCACCCUGCUCAAGGUCAAUCUGAACUCUGUGAGCAAGUCGCUCACGGGCCUCAGCGACUCCGUCAGCCGGUACUCCGAUGCCUUCCUGGAGGCCAACUCCUCCCUGGACGAGCGAGAGCGCAAGGUGGAGGCUGAGGUGCACGCCAUCCAGGAACAGGUCAGCAGCCAGGGCUCUCGGCUUCAGGCCGGCCACAGGCAGGUCCUGAGCCUGCGGGGGGAGCUGGAGCGACUCAAGGCCGGCGUGGCCGAUGUGGCGGGCGGGCUGAGCCGCUGCCAGCACACAGCCCAGGACCUGCGGCACGUGCUGGGCCGCUUCGACCAGAGGGUGGCGCAGGUGGAAGGUGCCUGCGGGAGGCUGGGCCUACUGGCUGCCCACAGGGAGGGCCUGUGGGGCUACGUGGACCAGCUGAAUCGCACACUGGCUCAGCAUGCGCAGGACAUCGCCCGCCUCCGGGAUGACCUCCUGUACUGCCGGGCCCAGCUGGCCGAGCAGGCGCGGCCCCGGCAAGCUGACUAG